AUGGGUAUUCCGCGAAAUUCGUUUGAAAUCCAUAAGAAUUCCGGUUUAAAACCUCCAGCUUGGUACCAAAUUUCAGAGCUUCAAAAAAUAUUCCAGAUUCACGCUAAAGAAAAGCUCCCAGUGAUGCUGUGGAUACACGGAGGCUCUCUGCGGGACGGAUCCGCCCGGCAAUGGGGUAUCGGCGGGGUGGUGAGGAAUCUGGUCACCCGAGGGGUGGUCGUCGUGAUCAUACAGUAUCGACUCGGUACUCUCGGUUUUUUCACCACCAUGAACGACGAAUUUCCACCGAAUUUGGGUAUGCUCGACCAAGUUGAGGCCAUCAAAUUCGUCGUGGCGCACAUCCACCACUUCGGUGGCGACCCGAAACGUUUGACUCUGUUCGGUCAAUCCGCCGGUGCUGCCUCAGUCUCAGCGCACACCUACUCACCUCUAAGUCAACAUCUCUUUCAAAAUGCUAUCCUCGAAUCCGGUACCAUCAUGACAUGCUUGAAUGGUGUAUUCGGUAAAAGUAAAAACAGUCAGCACAUAGCUAAAAUUGUCUGCAAUAUCACUGACUGGCCGCCGAGCGCCUUAAAAACCUGUUUACAGACCGAUUUGCUGGGCUGGAAGAUGAGUGUCGACGGGUAUUUUCUGCCGGGAACACCAGAGCAACUGCACUCGAAACGACCGAAUAUUCCCAUCAUUUUGGGAACGUGCAAGGACGAAUGGUCAUUCUGGGGUGAGUUCAAUACAAUUUCUCUUCGGUCAAGUCAAAUUUCGGGCAAAAAAUCUACCUAUUCAGCUUUAAUUCGAAGAAGGAAACUGCCUCUGAUAGGAUUAAAUGAAACUGAAUUACCGGAAUUGAUACACACCUCAAAUAGGAUCACUAUAACCAGCCAGCCUCAAGCCACUGGAUCAAUCACUGGUUUCACGAGUUUUAUAGCGACUGAAGCUAACUGGUAUCUGGAGAAUAAUAACUCAAACGUUUACAUGUACGAGUUUGAGUACGUAUCUGCAGUGGGUCGUAUAUUUAAAGUGCCCGGAUGGAACCGUGAGUUACUUACUUACUUACUUACUUACUUACUCGAUUGA
Molecule: messenger RNA, 1071 nt
Organism: Anisakis simplex (herring worm)
Lineage: Eukaryota; Metazoa; Nematoda; Chromadorea; Rhabditida; Anisakidae
Source: the annotation of a GenBank genome assembly